GCGCGGCGUCGGCUGCGCGGGGAGAGCUGGGGCGGGGCCGGUCUCGGCUGAGCCGGGCGGGGCGACCAGGGCCGGCGGGCGGGAUGCUGCGGACGGCGCUGAGCCGCGUGCUGACAUUGAGCUGCGCGCGGCCCCGGGGGCCCGGCCUGAGGUGGCUGUGGGGGCGCGGGGCCUGCCUGGAGGCCGCAGCGAGAAGGCGGGCCUGGGGCUGGGGCUGGCGGCGCUCGAGCUCCGAGACGGGACCCGGGCUGGCGCACUACCAGCUCGUCUACACCUGCAAGGUCUGUGGGAUUAGGUCCUCCAAGCGUAUCUCUAAGCUUGCCUAUCACCAGGGUGUGGUCAUUGUGACCUGCCCUGGCUGCCAGAACCACCACAUCAUCGCCGACAACCUGGGCUGGUUCUCGGACCUGGAUGGGAAGAGGAAUAUUGAAGAAAUCCUGGCAGCCAGAGGGGAGAAGGUGUGCCGAGUGGCUGGUGAGGGGGCCCUGGAGCUUGUUUUAGAGGCUGCGGGGUCCCCCAAAUCCACCACUGCUGUGGAAGGGGCUGAGGACCAGGAUCCCACCCACCCUGGCAAGACGGAGGCCAGCUGACUCACGUGCCUUCAAGAAGGAUGCUCUGGCCCUGGGCCACUCUGGACGUGCUUGUUUUUUAUCAAUAAACAGACAUCACUUGCA
Molecule: messenger RNA, 674 nt
Organism: Camelus dromedarius (Arabian camel)
Lineage: Eukaryota; Metazoa; Chordata; Mammalia; Artiodactyla; Camelidae
Gene: DNLZ
Product: DNL-type zinc finger
Exons: 3
Coding region: 84-590 (168 amino acids)
Biological process (GO): protein folding; protein import into mitochondrial matrix; protein stabilization
Cellular component (GO): mitochondrion
Molecular function (GO): zinc ion binding; protein-folding chaperone binding
Source: RefSeq, a predicted model, not a curated record